Molecule: messenger RNA, 2532 nt
Organism: Trichogramma pretiosum
Lineage: Eukaryota; Metazoa; Arthropoda; Insecta; Hymenoptera; Trichogrammatidae
Gene: Ir76b
Product: glutamate receptor ionotropic, kainate 4
Exons: 9
Coding region: 740-2338 (532 amino acids)
Cellular component (GO): membrane
Molecular function (GO): glutamate-gated receptor activity
Source: RefSeq, a predicted model, not a curated record
GCUGCUGCACACCCGCACACACACACACACAUACACGUACAAUACAGGUUGUUGUUUUUUUUUCUGUCGGACACACACACCGAGCUCGGCGCGUGAGGUGCCGGAGAGAGAGAGAGAGGCAAGGGCUGGACGAGAAUAAGUGAUGCGCGCAUCGGCGCUGAUCAGGCUCGAAAGUCCGUGUAGUACGUGGACACUGUAUCGAUAGGUGCACCGUGAGUGUGUAUAUAUAACGGCGCGCGUUACGAUCGACCAUACCGCUACAUACUGUGUUCGUAGUUGGACUAUCGGAUACUUUUUUCUACCCCCUGCUUUUUUGUUUCUUUCAUUUCGACGCUUUACGUUUUUGAGCUCGCGCGCGCCUGCGACUACCUAUACUACUGGUGCCGUUUUCUUUUCUCUCUACGUCCUCGUUUUUUUUUUUUAUUUUUCAUCGUACAAUCGUAGCGAGACAGUUUCGUAGAUUGCACGACGACGACAGGGAGACACGAAAAUUUUCUCUCUCUCGACUGUUCUCGAGACUUUUAAAUGCAAACGGGUGAAAUGGUCGGGAGUAAAUGCCGUUUACCGCUAAUAAAGUGACAAAGAAAAUACACAACGGACCUUCGAGUAAUUCCGAUGUGGUGCGCGUCUGACAUCGACGCAAUAAUGUAAGCGAUAGUUAUUGUCGUUGUUGAAGAAGAAGAAAAAGAAGAAGAAGAAGAAGAAGAGGACGAAAAAAGAAACGAACAUCAUUCCGAAAAUGGAGGCAGAGGACAACGAAACGCAAUUUCCUGCGCACAUUACCGUAACGACUUAUUCGGAUUGGCCGUACUCGUCUUACGGCAAGGAGGACGGCGAGUGGGUCGGGCGCGGCUACGCGUUCGAGCUGCUCAAGCUCCUGCAGGAGAAGCUGAAUUUCACUUACACGAUCGUGCCCCCCAAGAUCGACGUGAUCGGCGAUGACAAUCGUGGAAUGCUCCAGCAGCUUUUUCGCAAGGAGGUCGACGUGGCCGUCGCCUUCAUUCCGGCCCUGAGCGAGUUCCGAAGCUGGUGCAAUUUUUCCGUGCCGCUCGAGGAGAUGGACACGACGUUCUUACUGAAGAGGCCGCAAACCUCAUCCACGGGAUCGGACCUCUUGGCGCCCUUUAGCAACAAAGUCUGGAUCUUGAUUCUGCUCUCGGUCCUUCUCGUUGGACCGACCACUUACAUCAUGAUCUUGCUCAGAAUGCAAUUCGCCACCGAUGACCGAGCGAAAAAAUUCACCUUGUUCAACUGUCUGUGGUUCGUUUACGGAGCUCUGUUGAAGCAGGGAACGACUACGGCUCCGAUCGGGGAUUCUACGCGGAUAAUAUUUGCUACGUGGUGGAUCUUUAUAACGAUUUUAACGUCGUUUUAUACGGCCAAUUUAACGGCUUUUCUGACCUUAUCAAAGUUUACGCUAGAUAUAAAUUCAAUAGACGAUCUCAUACGCUACGGACACUCCUGGUUCGUUAUUGAAGGAAAAUCCGUACAGACCUUGAUGAAAUACGACUACGGAGACGCAAAAAUUCUCAGACAAUACUCGAACAAAUAUGGAUUUCGAUCCUACGAUUACAACAUGUCCUAUCAGUCUACCUUAGCCCUGACAAAACUUGGAAAAGUUUUUAUAACGGAUCGGCCCUUCGCUCAGCUCGCAAUUUUCGAAGAUUAUCGGAGUAAAACAUUUGCCGGCGUAAAAGAGGAGAAUAAAUGUACCUACGUAAUCAGCGAGGCUAAUGUCCUACCGAAAAGUCGAAGUUUUGCAUUUCCAGCCGACUCGCCCAUCAAAAAACAUUUCGAUUACGAGCUUACUAACGCAGUCGAAGGGGGAUUGAUCAAGCACUUGAUAUCGGAAAAACUACCUCUGGCGAAGUACUGCCCGCUGACUUUGGACUCGAAGGAGCGACGGCUCAAGGUAUCCGACUUAUGGCUGACUUACCGUGUGGUAUUUUGCGGCAUGGGCGUCGCCGGGAUCGUCUUCUUUCUCGAAUUGUUAACUCGAAUAAUGCGAAAAAUCGUGAAGUAUCACGAAAAUCGACGGAAAGUCAGACAGAGCGCUGCAGCGAGCACCAAUCGAUCGAAGGCGUCCUGGGACGGUGGCGGCAUCGUCAACAACAACAACAACAACAACAUUACGCAGAGCAUCGAGAAGAGCGUGUGGAUGCGCACACCCCCGCCUCUGUACCAGCAGCAUCUGUCGGUCGAUUACCCCAAAUCUCCGAUGAAGACGUACACCAUUAAUGGCCGCGACUACUACGUGAUGAAAAACGACCAUGGCGAUCGAAGAUUGGUACCGACGGGUCGUACGCCCUCGGCUUAUCUCUUUCAGUACAUGCACUGAACACAUCUGUGUUCUCCCAAGAUUUUCUUUUUUUCUAAAAUGUCUCUCUACCCUUUAAUUUUGUACAUUUUGACGUGAUUAAUGAUGUUCGUUUGAUCGCUGCUUGAUCACAGGUAGAAUUUUACUCCAUAAAUUCUAAUUGGGAUAUCGUGCUAAAGUUGUUAAAAUUUUCGUGUAAUCAGUUUUAAUUCUUA